Messenger RNA from Gigantopelta aegis, 1284 nucleotides. RefSeq names its product sushi, von Willebrand factor type A, EGF and pentraxin domain-containing protein 1-like. Lineage: Eukaryota; Metazoa; Mollusca; Gastropoda; Neomphalida; Peltospiridae. The record is from RefSeq and is a predicted model, not a curated record. The coding region runs from base 393 to 1136 and encodes 247 amino acids. The transcript is spliced from 5 exons.
UCAAGCUGAAUUUCCAAUUGUCUGGUUUCAAUAUUUAUUUGUAACAAAACGGAAAACAGAAUACCACAGCACUGAUUUUCCCAGAAUGUUUCGUAAUAAGUGAGUCGGAGAGGAGCUAACAACUUAAUAAGGGAGAAUACGUCAAUUGUCGCACUAUUUGUGGAUCCUUUUUUUCUCUUUCGACGAAUAACUAAAGUGUGUAAGUGAAUCCCAAGAAAUUUACUUUUCUCUGGAGUCUUGUGAAUCGUUAUAAAGUUUACAAGUGAAGAUUUCAACAAAUAAAUGAAAUUCACAAGUGAUCGAGGACUGCCACUUCCAAGACUGGACUGACAAACCCAAACCCGUACACGACAGAGCUGAAAGGAAAUUUAAACAUUGUGCUUGUCUCCACCAUGGCAUCGUACAGAACACUCUUUGUGAUCUUUGCAAUAUUUUCUCUCCUACCUGUGGUUUAUCCCUAUGAAAUCCAGGACCAUUCUCAUCGUCUCCUGAGGUCAGAGUUCUCCAUUGACAUUGUGAAGAAUUUCCUUCAGUGUAAGAGUCUAUGUGAGCGCCGAUCUCUGUGUAAAUCUGUCAUCUAUAAUCCAAGAACACGAGAAUGUACGUCAAACUUCCGUGAGGUCUCGAAAACUCGUUCAAUCCCGAAUAUACCGAUUCCAAAGAAAAAGUCAACUUCGCAGAGUAGCGGUGUUUGUGACAAACGCCCGUGUGAACAUAGCCAAAUCUGUGCUGUGAUGGGAUAUCAAAGAGUCUGCCUCGAAGAAGAAAUUAGUUGUGGAGAGCCUCCUGAUAUACCAAAUGCCAGGAAGUUAAAUAAUGGAACCACGCUAUAUUCAGUGAUCACUUACAGAUGUAACAUCGGCUACGCCAUUGCUAACGGAACGACCACGUCAUCGUGUGAAGUGACAAGAAGAUGGACCCCAACCAACUUGACAUGCGUUGAAAUUGACUGUGGUGAACCACCUGAUGUUCCAGAUGCCGAGAAGUCUACGAAAAGCACUAAGGUUGAUUCAGUUACCAUCUACACAUGCAAACACUAUAAAGAAUAUAAAGCGAGGAGUAAGUGUGCCGAAACUGGAAAAUGGACCCAGAUCAAACUGAAAUGCUGGCCAUCUCCCGAAACGGGACGAAGAUGACUAUAACCUUGUUUAAAAUACUGGAACAACGGCAACAAUUGUCCCUUUAUUCUGUUUGUUUUUGUUUGGGUUUUUUAUGGGGGAGGGGGGUAAAAUUGUUUUUGGUGACGUGUUUUAGGGAUGAGGUGGGUUUUUGUUUUAUUUUGUG